This is a messenger RNA of Aureobasidium vineae, 1248 nucleotides long. NCBI's taxonomy places the organism in Eukaryota, Fungi, Ascomycota, Dothideomycetes, Dothideales, Saccotheciaceae. The record is from the annotation of a GenBank genome assembly.
AUGAUCGAGUUCAUGGACUAUGUCCAAAAUGCCUUCUACUCGGCCUCGCUGUGGGACCAUGACAAUUCUUACAGCACCCUGACGGCCACGGCCAAUGUCCUCGUUCGUUGCGCUGACCCUCUGCCCAAGNCCCUUCUUGACUUUCAAACUCCCCAUGGCCUUCGUCUCCGUAUCUCGUCACUGUCAGCGCCUGGCUUUGCGACAUCGUACACUCUCUCCAACAGAGGCUUUGUCGAUGGCUCCAUCUCCUUCCUCUACUCGUCCAUGCCUAUGCGCAUUCCUUCCCAAAGCAGCAUCAUAGACUUGCGCAAUCUGGUCAGAGGUUACAGACACCUUCCCGAGUUACGCCGCCCCGACGAGACGUAUCUAUGGGAGAUCUGGCAGGCUGGAAGGAGGAUCGAUAAGAAGGACACUCUGCUGUACGGCCGCCUGUACCUGCCCACAUCCACCCUCGAGGCCUUGUACUUGCGUCGCAUAUCGCCUUCGCGCCUUCUCCGCCUAUCUUGUGUCUCCGACUCGGCUCUUCCCAAUGGUGGUUCUGUCCUGGCACAAUUGCAGAAUGAUCAUGCCAAGUACUCGACCGAGUACCUCUUCUCGACCGACAGCUGCUUGAUGGGCAUCCGCGGUCUGUACAACUUUGGUCUCGAUCCCCGCACCAUCCCUCGGACCACAACUCCCAGGGGCAAUGUCGUACCCAUCGACCCUCAGAUCGGUCGUCUGAGCGCUGGUGCCGAGUUGUACUUUUCUCCACUUAACAAGUCUGGCGGCGUAUCGACUGCCAUCCGCUUCACCACUCUGCCCUCCCACACAGGCUUCCCUUAUACCAUGGCCUUGACCAUGAAUCCCCUCAUGGGCAACAUUUCCUCCAGCUACGCCGUCAAAGCUGGCUCAGACGUGGCCUUGAGCUCCCGCUUCGACUUCAACAUUUACAGCUACGAGUCCGAUGUUCAGCUCGGCCUCGAACUCUGGCGACGGAAGCCUGAAGUCCUAGCUGUAGAAGAUAAAGAGCCACCACCGGCUAAAGAGUCGGUCUUGGAAACCAGGAUUACCAAAGACCUGCUUCAGCAAAACAACACACAGGAAGUCGAUAGUGUGUUCAAGGCGAGGGUCAACCAACAUGGCAAGAUUGGCGUGCUCUGGGAAGGCCGCAUCAAGGAUCUGUUGGUCAGUAUAGGUGCAGAUCUCAACUUGAAGAGAAGAGACAAUAUCAUCGGGUCAGUUGGUCUGGAAGUCUCGUAUUCUUCUUGA